GCCCCGCGCUGUCCCCGCGCCCGCUCCGCCCGCGCCUCGCCGUCCGCUCCGCGCUCCGCGCUCCGCGCCUCUCUCCCCGCAGCGAGCGCCGCCCGCGACAGCCCAGCCCAGCCCAGCCUUCCUCCUCCUCCCGCCCCUCCUCCUCCUCCUCCUUUGCCGCCGCCGGACACGCAGCCGCAGGCCGGGGCCGGGGCGCAGCUGGGGAGGCAGGGACGCGCGCAGCCAGCCCUUCCCCCUCCGGCUCCCGCACCGCCGGCCGCCUCCCCGCGCCCUCCUCCUCCUCCUCCUCCUCUCCCCGCCCGGCUCCUUCCUUCGCUUCUCCUCCUCCUCCUGCUCCUCCUCCUCCUUCUUUCCCGGCCCCGGCUGCCAGCACCAUGUCCGCAGGGGGAGAUUUUGGGAACCCGCUGAGAAAAUUCAAGUUGGUGUUCCUGGGGGAGCAGAGCGUCGGGAAGACGUCUCUGAUCACGAGAUUCAUGUACGACAGCUUCGACAACACGUACCAGGCAACCAUUGGCAUUGACUUCUUGUCAAAAACCAUGUACUUGGAGGAUCGUACGGUGCGACUGCAACUCUGGGACACAGCAGGCCAGGAGAGGUUCCGCAGCCUGAUCCCCAGCUACAUCCGGGACUCCACGGUGGCCGUCGUGGUGUAUGACAUCACUAACCUCAACUCCUUCCAGCAGACCUCUAAGUGGAUCGAUGACGUCAGGACGGAGCGGGGCAGCGAUGUUAUCAUCAUGCUGGUGGGCAACAAGACGGACCUGGCUGACAAGAGGCAGAUAACCAUCGAGGAGGGGGAGCAGCGCGCCAAAGAGCUGAGCGUCAUGUUCAUCGAGACCAGUGCGAAGACCGGCUACAACGUGAAGCAGCUCUUUCGACGUGUGGCGUCGGCUCUGCCUGGGAUGGAGAAUGUUCAGGAGAAAAGUAAAGAAGGGAUGAUCGACAUCAAGCUGGACAAGCCCCAGGAGCCCCCGGCCAGCGAAGGCGGCUGCUCCUGCUAAUGCAGCCUGGCCCCAAGGCUUCCUCCUCCGACACUACUACUCGCUUGUUGUGUUGCUUCCUAUUGGUUAGCUUCCUAAAGGGGGGUGGGAAACGAGCUUAUCCGGAUGGGAGGAUUUUUCUUUUCUCUCUGUCUUUAGGAGCAGGGUCGGGUGGGGAGGGAGGCCGGGCAUCAGGGAUCACAGUCACUCUUAACAGCUGUUACUCAAACAACUAUUUUUUGGUUUGGUUGUAAUAUAUUGUACUUUAUUAAGAUUGCCAAAAACGGUUAAAAUUUAAAAAAAAAAGAAAGAAAUUUUAAUCAUGUGUAUACGACUUUUUGCCAGAUAAAAAAAAAAUGUAAUCAUUUUUAUUUGAAAGAUGUGCUUUUUUUUUCUGUUUUUGUAUAUUUGUAAACUUACAAGAGAACCUUUUCCCACACACCUCCUCCUUCCUGUCCUCUUUCAACUGUGCAUCGACUCUGCCCUCCUCCCAGCCCCCAGCCCCCAGCCCAAUAAACUAAAACAUGAACUGAGCAAUCUAAUUAGGCUCCAAUCCCGCGCCAUCCUGCCCUGACCGACCAGGUCCCACCAAACAGGUCCGACCUGGUUAAAUAACCCCCUGAACAAAACAGCCUCUGAGGAGGCAGCUCUGACCCUGCCCUUCCUCCGUGGCCAGAAUGGGGCACCAGGCAUGGCCCCGAGCUGACAUGAAGGUCUCCUGGACAGCAGGGAGCCCGGCUGCAGGCCCCACUGCAAUUACACCUGCUUCUCCCUUCUCCUCCCUGAGAAGCCUUGAAGGCGGGCAGAGCACUGGCCACAGGCACACCCUGGUGUUCUCUGUGGCCCCGUCAGUGAUUGGCAGAACAAGAGGUCCCCGGAAGAAAGGAAGGAUGGGGUGCUGUUGGCAACUGUGGGUCAUGUUGAUGUGUGGUUGGUUCGGAGGCUUGGGGCACCGUGUGUACUUCUGAAAAUGCCUAAACCACCCGGCCCAGCGUUCAGCACACAUAUCUGGGUUGACUCUAAGGGAAGAGCAGAGACUCGUUGUGCGGCCUCAGGGAGUGUUGUCUGCAGAACCACCACCUUAAAGGCCCAGGGCCUCGGUUGCUAAUAACGUUGAGUGCUGAUUUGGAAAAGCUGGCUUCUUGAUGUGCUUUGCACAAUCUUUUGCUGAUGUUGUUGCCUAAGAGGAGGGCUGCAGUGGGGUUUCUCUGCCCAGAUCGUUGCCAUUUUUUACUCAUUUCUGAGAAGGGCUAAGUCUGAGCACCUGUAAAACCCUCCGAGGAGAACUCUAUCUUCUCAUUAAGUGAUGGAACCCACUUGGCCUGUGUUCCAAACAGACCCAGACUCACCGACCCUGAGCCUGAGCGAAAGCCAGGCAGUGAACGGCAACUCUGGCCAAAAAAGGGUAAACCCCCGCCCUGCAAGCUGGCACUGGCUUCCUCCAGGCUGCUGUUGGGCAUGUCCCAGGGGAGCGAAAGGGCCAUCUGGGGUGUGAAUUCCUCCACAAAGCAGUGCUCAAACUAUUGCAAUGAAUUUUUGGAACUUCUCAGAAACGAAUCCAAAAUGGCAGCCAGUAAGUGCAGCGAAGCCUGGCAGGACCCACUGCUAUUUGUCCAGUGGGCCUGCCACACAGGUUCAGCUAAGGAGAUGGAGCGUCAGAGCUGAUCUUUAAAGAGAGAUGUAUCUUCAGGUGGAGAGAAGAGGGAGCAGAAUCCCCGCCGCCGAGUUCCUCUUCCUAAAGGCAAAGACGUUGCAACGUACGGACGUAAUCCCAGUGUCGUGUGUUUAGUUUUUAUAUGUGUGUACAUAAUUAUAUAUAGAGAUAGACUUGUGUAUACACCUCCCACACACAUUCUCACAGAGGUACACGUGCUCAACGUAUAUUCUUGUUCUUCCUGCUCUCCGGUUGGAACUUGCGUUGUGAUAACAGUUUUGAAAAUUCCAAAGUACUGCGGCGACGUGUUGAAAUAAGUAGUACUUAAUAUUGUAAAAAAAAAAAAAACAACACAAAACUUGUGAUUGUCUUGCCAUCAAUAAAAUAAUUACAUAGAUGUGUUAAACUACAGGCAAAAAAUAGCCCACGGGAAUAUGUGCACCAUUUCUCCUCCUAUGUACUUAUAUGCACGGGUGUGCAUGCCUCGUGGGCCAGCACCCCCCACACCACCAUGGCACACCCCCAAGUGGUGCUCGUUGGAAGAGUGCUUACUUACCUCGUGGGAAUUUACAGGAGCCCGUGUUACAGCAUCCAGCCUGGGUGGCAGCGAGGGCCAUUGCUUGUGGCCUCAGGGACAGCCCCCAUUUGCAGGGAUCUGCCCUGGGCCUCGGUGGCAUGAAUGUACGGUGGAUUUUUAUUUUCUUGGUACUAAAGAGUAGCUUUUUUUUAAAACAUUCCUGUAAAAAAAACAACACACACACACAAAGUAGAAACUCAGUUCCUUUCUCACGUGCAGACGUACCCAAGGCACCAUGAACUCUGUUCCAUCACAGCCUACAGGAGCAGUAAGAGACACGAUAAAUACCGCUUGGUUCGGCGUGGCCUCCGUGAGCCCCGCCUUUCCUAGCAGGUACACAACAUCCUCCCUUUGGAGUCCAGGCUCUCCCCAGCCCUGGGGACCUCCGAAGGUGAGGGCAGUUGCCCCAUCUUGUCCUCCAUCUUGGUGGUGCCAUUCCAUUCCAGGACCCUCCUCCCCCCACCCCCUCGUUUCCUGGCGCCUGUUAGGGCAGCCAGAUCUCUUGCACAGAAGUGCACUGUUCUUUGGCCUUUGUGUUGAGCAGGCAGGUGCCACCGCUGUCCUCUUGCUUAGAGGUAGGAUUUCAACUCAGUUCAGGUUCAAUCAUUCAAUGACCAGGUUAUGUCUUGACAUCGCCUCGGCAUCCCCCUGUGACUGACGUCUUUGCUGAAUCCCGAUGGGCUAGCACAUGGCAAAGUGGAGGACUCCUUUUGGGAAAUGAUCCGUUUACCCGUAGUUCAGUCCCUCUCCUCCAAGACUAGCCCUGACUUGGGAGGUGAGUGGAGUCAUCUUCUUUGGGUCUUUUUUCUUUUUUCCCCCUUUGGGGAUGUCCAAGAAAAGCUGUUGGAAAAGCCCCCGUUUCACAGGCACUGAAAAAUCGAGCCUAAGACGGAAAAAGCAGAUGCCUAUUUGAAAUGUGCACGCGGCGGAAUGAAAGUGUGGCGGGAACAUCUUGAGUGCUAGAGGUGCAGUUGUGUCGUCCAGGGUGAGCUCGCUCGCUGACUGAUAGAAGCAAGUUUCUUUUGCCAGAGGCCCCCCUGCUCUCACGGUCACCACUCUCUUCCCGUCACUGCUCCCUUCCCGUCAGCAUCCUCCAAAAUUCUGUCAUGUUCCUAGGUCCGAGGAGCGAUGGCCAGGUCAGUUCAAGUGUCUCAGGCAACAGAAACAGGCUUGCAAUGGUGGUAGCUAAGGAUGCAGACACAUCUUGGUGGCGGCCAGCGCUGGAGCCCCUGCCCUCAGGGACCAGAUGUGACCACGGCACCGCUGGCUUCGGUGUCUGCAGGCAGUGCAGCCACAUUCCUUCACACGGCAAAGGCAGGUGAGGAUAUCAGAAGGUGAGAACAGGCAGCCGAGGACUGUGAGGUGUGUCUGAGCCGCACGAGGGGCAGCUGAGUAGAAGUCUGUCUGUCUGCAUCAACCAAGCCGGGUUGUAUGCUCACUAGUUUCCAAACUACCUCUUCCCCAAGAAUGUGAGGCACUGUCACCUGGCUGCAGCGGUGUGAGGCAGAGGUCUCCAACCCUUCCUGCUUCACAGGCAGGAAAACCAAGAUAGAGAAGGGUGACUUCCGAGCAAAUCGGAAGCAGUCAGAACCAAGAUGUUUCCAUCCCCGUCGCCCACUGUGUAUACAAACGUGACCGUGUGCCUGCACAUAAAGGGCUGCUGUGCGUGGGUGUUCACCAGACUCUACUCUGGUUGGGACAUGAGGUUCUGUCCAGCAUCUGAGCGAGCCAGGAAAGAAUCCACGUACAUCUCAGGCUCCUCCGUUGCAAAGAAGGGCCAGUCCCCAGCUCCACUCUGAUUGCUGUGGGCAUCCACAAACGAGGGCACUCUUUGCAUUUUUGUUUGAACUAUUUAGGUGUUCCAAAACCUUGGGCUCUCAAUGUGUGAACUCCUGGACGCCAGUCGGGUAUGGGUGAUGCUGCCGGCAGUGGGGUUUGGGUGCUUCCUUCCAGCGGGAGGUGUCCGUACGUCAAAAGCCAGUCCCUGUCACGGUGUGUAUCAACUUGCCCCCUCACUUCCCGCGCCCACCCCCAGGAAGGGACUAGCCAUGAGGAACAUAGAGGGUGGCGUGCCCAUCUCUUGCUGGCUCAGCAGGCAUAAACGGCCACAUUGACUUUACAUAAAACUGUGUAAAAUGUGGAAGACUCAGCAUGUUGAUCAAACAAUAAACUGUCCUAAUUCUCAA
This is a messenger RNA of Pipistrellus kuhlii (Kuhl's pipistrelle), 5397 nucleotides long. It is a transcript of the gene RAB6B, whose product is annotated as RAB6B, member RAS oncogene family. Lineage: Eukaryota; Metazoa; Chordata; Mammalia; Chiroptera; Vespertilionidae. The record is from RefSeq and is a predicted model, not a curated record. The transcript has 8 exons. The coding region runs from base 375 to 1001 and encodes 208 amino acids. Gene Ontology annotation, molecular function: GTP binding; GTPase activity.